UUCUGGCUGAGGUCCGACAGAUGCUCGAUUGGUAGGAGACUGACGGCAGAUUUGCUGCGGUUUUUAAUGAGUGAUUCAAAAAUACUUAUUUGAAACCAACUUCUUACAGUCCAGCGAAAUAAGAGGAAAAUGCACUGAUGACUGGAUCCCGUCCCAAUCCCUGUCGAAUAAUGAUCAGAGAAAUUUUCAUAGUGCGCCAUCCUGUCUCUGUGUGUGUACCUGUGAACCACAAAGUGACUCUGAGUGUACGAGCUGAGGGCACAGGCAUCCUCAACUACCAGUGGUUCACUGAUGAUGAAAAGGAGGUGUGCGAUGGUACUCAAGCAGACCUGACCGUCACAGCCAGAAAAACACAGCUCUAUGUCUGCCGAGUGAAUGACCACUUUUGUAACUGUGUGUUCAGCGACUGGGUGAAAGUGAAGAUGUUAGACAUAGAUAAAUCAGGUUUACCAGUACACUGGCAGGGUGAGCCACACAUUGCUGUCAACCCUAAACCCCAGACAGUUCGACAAGGUACAAAACUCACUCUCCGUUGCCUUGCCUUUGGCAUACCCACUCCAUACUAUCAGUGGUACAGGAAUGGACAGCCCCUGCUAGACAUGACUGGUGACACGCUGCAGAUUGACCGUGCAACAGCUGAACAUGGAGGAUCAUACCUGUGCUCAAUAUCUAACGUGCUAGAAGAGAGAUGGACAGAACCAGUUGAUGUUGACAUUGUGCAAACUGAUCAGCUUCCUCCAGCAGCACCCACAGCCACAGAUAAAGUUGCCCUACUUAUUGGAAACCUGAAUUACUCCAACCACCCCGGCUUGAUGGCCCCCAUUAUGGAUGUGCAUGAGCUAGCCAACCUCCUGCAGCAGCUCGGCUUCAGAGUGGUUUCCCUGCUGGAUCUCACCAGGGAGGAGAUGCUGGCCGCUAUUGAAAAGUUCAUUCAGCUUCUUGACAGAGGAGUUUAUGGUCUUUUCUACUAUGCGGGUCAUGGGUAUGAGUGCGCUGGGAGGAAUUACUUGGUAGCUAUUGAUGCUCCACAACCAUACCAACCUGAAAACUGCGUCUGUGUGCAGAGGGUCAUGCAUAGUAUGCAGCAAAGACGGACUGCACUGAGUGUAAUCCUACUGGAUACCUGUAGAAAAUGGUACAACCAGGAUUGCAUACCUUCUGCCAUCACGCCACUGAAACCUAGUGGGAAUACGGUUUAUGGUUAUGCCACAUGUGAAGAUGCUGAGGCUUUUGAGGUGCAGGACGGAGGGAAAAGUACAGGAAUCUUCACCAAGUACUUGAACAAGCACAUCCUUCAGUGCGAGAAGGUCACACAUGUCUUAGAGAAGGUGUCUGAGGAUCUAGGCAGAGACCCUUUAGUUACAGGCAGGCAGGCAGUGGAGAUCAAACACACCCUGAAGGAACCUCGAUCCCUUGCAGAUCCAGUUCGGACCACCGGCCACACAAAGGAACUACACUUGCGAGAUGCCUGCUGGAGGCAAGCAAAUGAGCUACCACGGAAGAAGCGGCUGACGUUUCAUUGCGGAGUGGAAGUGGAAGUCAGCUUCUCAGCUUUGUUCUCUAAUGUUUUGGUGGCUUUUGCCAGUGUAAAGACCAAAGGCCUAAAAACCCAGGACUGCACCGUCACAUUGAGCAGCAAACCUGCAAUGCAAGACAUAUUUUCUGGCCCUGGCAGGUCAGAGGAUUUGGACUCUCUACUAUUUAAGUCCUCUGAUAACCCAGACUGCACUCUGAGGCUUUGCGCUCUUCAGAGGCUUAAGGAAUCGCUGGUCAUCAAGGUAGAUCUACACUAUACUCACACAGACAGUAAGCUGCGCCAGACAGAAAGCCAACAUGUGGACAUAGGAAAACCUCUGGUGGCAUCCUGUAAAUUGUACAGGAGGAGGAAUCAUGCAGCAACAGACAAAAAACACGAAGGUGCUUCUGCUCAAAGUAUGGGCAACAUUUCAAGCAGCAAACCACUGCUGCAUCAGACUGUGGCUGGUCCAUGUCGCCCUUUCACCAGAAAGGCAGAGUGUGCUGCUAAAGUUGCAGUUACAAGGAGCAAUGAACCUGAAGAAAAUGAUGAGAAUGAACUGCGAGACUUUGCUCUUCGACAUUAGACCUUUCUGGUUCCAUUACUGUAAAUACUUACUACUCUGAGAUUUUGAUGUUUUUUACUCACGUGAUUAGGAAUGCAUUGCUGAUCAUGUAUCUCACCUGUCUGUGGUUGAUGAUGAUGAAUGAAUAAGUGUGUGACUGAGUUUUGUGUUUAGUUUGUCUUAGCAUUUUAUUCCCAGCAACACUGAAGAAACAUUAACACUUACUUUUGCUAACCACUGAAUUCAUCAUAAAUUGUAUAAUACUUAAAAUUUAUAUAAUAUAAAUUAAUAUAAUAAUUGUUUAUGACACUUUUUCAUCAGUGGCAAGCUGGCUAGCCUAAUUUAACAAAAAAAGACCAUUGCUGUCAAUAAUUUAUCAAAUAAAGACUACCAAUUUCA
Molecule: messenger RNA, 2480 nt
Organism: Seriola dumerili (greater amberjack)
Lineage: Eukaryota; Metazoa; Chordata; Actinopteri; Carangiformes; Carangidae
Gene: malt3
Product: mucosa-associated lymphoid tissue lymphoma translocation protein 1-like
Exons: 15
Coding region: 138-2102 (654 amino acids)
Biological process (GO): proteolysis
Molecular function (GO): cysteine-type endopeptidase activity
Source: RefSeq, a predicted model, not a curated record